CUAUAGUACAAAAUACACUGCUAAUGAGUAAUACAUUAUUUAAACAAGUGUCCCUCCUAUUUACCUUCAUUAUUUAACAGUUAAGUAAAUUAAUGCAGCAGAAAAACACUCCUGGAGCUAAUUAGUAAUGAUAAUUAGAUGUUUCUCUAUGGCAUUUGUGAGGGUUCCAGAAAAAAAAUUUCACCCUGGAAACAAAAAGAAAACACCAUGUUUCUCAAGAGUCGUUAUAAGCUUUUCGAAUUGUAACCGACCCUUUGUUCCCCAGUGAAGAAACUGGUACGGCAACCGCUGCCCCAGCAGCUUCCGUACAAGAUGGCGCCGCCCACUUGCUCACCCCGGCGGGGAUGACGUCCCCCCGAGCCCGUCGCAGGACCGGAAGUGGUUUCGGCCCUAGUGGAUCCGGGUGGGUGCGCGCAGGUGGCCGCGGAGGUUCCAGCUCCUCAGCGUGAGGCGCCGCAGGUGUGCGGGUGGGAUCCGGGCCACAGACUGUGGGAUUAGUGAUAUGCUUUCCUAAACAGCAGCAAAGUUGAAGAUGUCUAGACACUUGGUGGCUUUGACAGUGACCACUCUUCUUGGUGCGGCAGUGGGGGCAUUUGUCCUGUGGAAAGGCAUCCAGCGCCGGAGGAAUAGGAGCAGCCGUGGAGCCUGGCGGCGGCGGCAGCAGCAGCAGCAGCAGCAGCAGCAGCAGCACCAGCUGCAGCAACACCAGCACCAGCAGCAGCAGCAGCAGCAGCAGCAGCAAGCUCCAAGCAGGACCGAGCUGCCCCCGCCAGAAGUGGACCAGUUGCCUUCCAGUGCCCCCAGAGCCUCAUGGGAGGAGAGGAUCCUGGAAGCAAAGGUGGUCACUGUGUCUCAGGAGGCAGAGUGGGAUCAAGUUGAACCCUUGCUUAGGAGUGGGUUAGAAGAUAUUCCAGUACUUGGAAUCGACUGUGAGUGGCAAGUGGACUUCCCCUGA
This is a messenger RNA of Myotis lucifugus (little brown bat), 955 nucleotides long. RefSeq names its product exonuclease 3'-5' domain containing 2 (gene EXD2). Bases 533 to 955 code for a protein of 140 amino acids. Gene Ontology annotation, molecular function: nucleic acid binding. The record is from RefSeq and is a predicted model, not a curated record. The transcript has 3 exons. NCBI's taxonomy places the organism in Eukaryota, Metazoa, Chordata, Mammalia, Chiroptera, Vespertilionidae.